CAUCCAUCAUGCUCUGAUCUUCCCAUUUCACUGCAAGGAUGACGAACGAAUCCAUCGUGGGAUCUAGACCGAGGCGUGCUACAAGCAAAAGGGUACAGCCAGAGCUAUACACACGCAAUGCGAAGAGAAAAGCAGUGGCAUCUUCAUCACGAACACGAUUGAGCGAAUCAGAAGAUGAAGGGGAAGAUGUUGGAUCAUCAGAUGCUUUUCAAGCUGAAGAUGCAACAAGCGGACCAGAAGAGAUGACAAGUGAACCAGAAGAAGAAGAAAUGAACGGCAGCGUGCAAGAUGAUCCAAUCUACAGCAAACCUGUUCAGGCUAAAAUGGAAAGCACUCCCGCCAGGAAGAUUAGAGGCAGACAAUCUGGACCAGCAAGGGCUCAACAUCGCUUUCCACAUUCAUUCACCAAUGCUCCACAACAGCUUCAAGGUAUCGUUCCGGACGCUGAUAGUAUCCAUCAAGGGAGGAAAGAAGAAAGUCAGGAUAGCAAGACUGCGUCACUUCAAGUAGCUGCUAUGGUGAAAGACGUGUUGAAGAAGGGUAAAAGAAGGACACAAGUAUUGCCAAAGCGAGACGCACAAAAGUACUCAAAAGGCAAAAAGAUGACUGGGGAAGAAUCAUACUUGAAGCCAACAGAGGAAACAUUUGCAGCUGUAGAGGAAGGAACGGAACUCGUUUCUGAUGUCAACUUCACAGAACUUUUACCUUUCAUUGGCGACCGGUUAUCAGUCGAAAUGGGUACAGAGAAUGAUUCAAAUAAACUCAAAAUCCAAAAAGACAAUGCUAUCCCCUUGAAUGAGGCCACAAAGAUGUCUUCUCAACAAGGCGUCUUGUUAAAUGUGGGAUCACAAGUGUACAGCGUGGAUUGGAGCUACAAAGCCGAUGGGGCGGAAGGUGAUAACGAGUAUCUCUGCGUUUCAGCUGCUCUUGAUGAGUGGCCAAGGACUAGAUUAAUAGAGCGUGUCAAAAAAGGUUCUCAGCCAGGCGUUUUGCAGAUUUGGUCUAUCUCCAAGAAGGAUUGGCGUACGAAGCUGGAGAUGAAGCUUUGCUUUGAUGCUGGACGAAUGUCUGUAGUUCGGUGGGUGCCGAUCUCGGACAAUUUCACUGGAGCAAAUGCCUCGAUCGGCCUCUUAUCUGUCACAAUGCAAGAUGGAAAUAUCGAAAUAUACUCCGUUCCCCGUCCUGACACGCUGAGCGUUGAGGAUGAAGAAAGCGUUCCUUUUAUCAAGCUUGACCCGUUAUUGGUCUUUCGAUUCAGCGAAGGAAUACCGCUUUGUAUGGAAUGGCAGGAUUCGCAAUUGCUUGCCGUUGGUUAUUCCGAUGGACAUGUAGCCGUUUGGAACCUCCGAAAGGGUUUGGGGGAACAGCAAGAAUCAAUCAAAGAUAGAACGAAAGCAAUUUUCGUGCCGGAUAUGUGCAUUCGGGCGAGCAGAUCACCCAUUGCGGAUUUGACAUGGGGCAAGAAAGGUGAAAAUGAACUUUACAUUGCUGGAUAUGAUGGAUCAGUGAUCCAUACGACUUUAUCCAACGCAGAUUUCUGUCAGCAAUUGAUUCGAUCACGGGAUACGUCAAGUGCGAUUACAUUUGAACAAACUACGAAUUUAGCAUUAUAUGAACGUUUGAAGGAUUGUUGUAUUCAAACUGUUGAAUUUCCACAAAAGUCAAAACCUUCUUCACGUCUCGUUUAUCCUCAUUAUGGUAGGAUACGUUGUUUGCAUACUUCACCUCAUCAUCCUUUUUUGGCAAGUGGCGGAGCAGAUGGAACGGUUCGGAUAGGCAAUGUUCCUGCUCUAAUGUUACAAAAUACACGCAGAUGGGCAAGCGGAGGAACGCAUACGAUUUUUCGAUUAGAUUUUCCAGAUCGUGGUUCGAACGGUCCUGUUCGUUUUAUUGAACCUUUGGCAACUUUUGAUAAUGCACGUUUUCCACCUGAUGGUCUCUUUGCUUCAGCGAAAUCAUCAAAAUUUUCUUCGUUUGCUUCAAAACAAGGUUUGACCAUGGCUUGGCAUCCGGCUGUCAAUGUGACUUGUGUACGAUGGAAUUUGAAUAGCCGUUGUGAAACUUGGUUGGCAUCCGGAAUGGCGGUAGGCCUCGUACGAAUUGAUGUGGUUGGCAAGCCGUCCGAGCAAGAAAGCGAUGGUGAAACAGAAGGGGAUGUGUGAUUCAUUUCUCUCAAACACUGUAUUAUAAUCAUGUAUUACGACCACAAAUGACCAUAUUUAC
This is a messenger RNA of Meira miltonrushii, 2223 nucleotides long. RefSeq names its product WD40 repeat-like protein. Gene Ontology annotation, cellular component: transcription factor TFIIIC complex. Gene Ontology annotation, biological process: transcription by RNA polymerase III. The record is from RefSeq and is a predicted model, not a curated record. Gene Ontology annotation, molecular function: protein binding. NCBI's taxonomy places the organism in Eukaryota, Fungi, Basidiomycota, Exobasidiomycetes, Exobasidiales, Brachybasidiaceae. Bases 39 to 2162 code for a protein of 707 amino acids. The transcript has a single exon.